Messenger RNA from Musa acuminata AAA Group (dessert banana), 1026 nucleotides. Its product is annotated as F-box protein SKIP24-like. The coding region runs from base 119 to 880 and encodes 253 amino acids. Lineage: Eukaryota; Viridiplantae; Streptophyta; Magnoliopsida; Zingiberales; Musaceae. Gene Ontology annotation, molecular function: protein binding. The record is from RefSeq and is a predicted model, not a curated record. The transcript has 5 exons.
CAUCGAAACGGGACUUCGACACGGCCUCCUCCGCCCCAUCUCGAUCCUUCGCCUCUUCCUUCGUCUUCUUCUUCUUCUUGGAGGUGGUGAGGGGGAGAGGAGGAGGAGGAGGAGCAUCAUGUCGGUGCUUCCGGACGAGAUAUGGUCCCUAAUCCUGGAGAUGGGUACUGCCUUCGGCCGCCUCACCUACCGCGACCUCUGCGCCCUCGCCAUCGCCUCCCGCCGCCUCAACCGCCUCGCCCGGGACCCCGCCCUCUGGGCCACCCUUCUCGCCCUCGACUUUCCCGCUGGCCGACAUGAACCCCACGACAAGGCCACUUCGGUCAAAUCCCUCUACCGGAUCAGGUUCGAGAGGGACAAGGCGAGGCAGCUCGCCGCCGCGAGGCGCGCGGUGCUCUAUGCGCAGAGUCGUGUGGCUGCUUCACGGAAGAGGCUGGAGGAGUUGGAAUCGUCGUUGGCCCGCGAGGGCAAGAGGCUGAAGGCCGCUGUAUCUGAGUUAGCUGAUUUGGAGAGAGCAAGGACUGCAUCUGUUGCUCUAAAUGUAUGGCAGCCACAUGUAGUUCGUGGGAGACAAAAGCAGAUAGUUGAGCAGUGCACUGUACCAGUUGAAUCUCGCCUUGGUGCUUUAAAGAUGGAAAUUAAAGUUUGUAAGCAACAGAUUGCUAUUUUUAACAAGGCCUAUAAUGAGGAGAAGAAAAAGCUGAGUGAGUACAACGAAGCACUGACUUCACUGAAGUAUCACCCCCUAAGAAGUAAUUUUGAUUCGACCAUCAGACAUUCUAACAAGCGAAAAAGGCUCAAGCAAAGUAGUGACUUGAAAUAUGGUGAUGGUCCAGUUGAGCAGGAAAGGGUAGAGAGCCUCCCUAACAAAAGCAUUUAGCUUGGCUUGGACAACUAUUGAACCGCACAGUUGGCCUCUUCAAGUUUGAGUUGUACUAACCUGCCCGCAAGAUCUGCUAUGAAGUCGCAGCUUGAUUACUGUCCGCCUAGAUUCUGGAAGCCUGCUACGAAGUUGCAGCUGGGUGC